CUUUCUCCGCAAGGACCAGAGGGUCCAUAAGACCCUCUCUCCGUUUCUUAUCGCACGACGAUUCUUCGCGAAACCCUUGGAUAAACGAGGAAAUCCGGCAAGAAAACCCUAGAAAACUGCCAAAGAUCCGUUCUUGCCAUCGGGUUCUAUCGAUCUCCCGGAAUCAAUGCUGAAGGUUCUCUCGACUUCCUGCUUCCAGGGCCGAUUGCAGAGCCUCUCCGCGAGGUUGCCGGCGGCUGUCGGCCAUGGCGGAGAAGGGAAGUCCCCCUUGGUCCGUGUCCUGGGAUCUUUGAGGAAUCCGAGCGGCGGAAGCCCGGUUUUUGGGAGGAGGGUGUUCUUCUGCUCGGAAGCCGGCGAUGGUUCCGAUCCGCCGCCGGCGGAGGAUGCGUCCGCCUCCGCUGCAGAAGGUGGUGGGACCGAGGAGGCUGAGUCUAAGGCGUCCUCGGCCAUCAUUCCAACGAAUCCCCGGCCUGAGGAUUACUUGACGGUUAUAGCAUUGCCAUUGCCACAUAGACCCUUAUUUCCUGGUUUUUACAUGCCAAUAUAUGUGAAGGAUCCCAAAUUGUUGGCAGCUUUGGUGGAAAAUCGUAAAAGAUCAGUUGCAUAUGCUGGUGCUUUUCUUCUUAAGGAUGAGCCAGGGGCUGAUCCAAAUCUUGUAUCUGGUUCAGAAACAGAGAAGAAUAUUUAUGAUCUCAAAGGGAAAGAAUUGUUCAAACGCCUUCAUGAAGUUGGAACUCUAGCCCAGAUAACAAGCAUACAAGGGGAUCAAGUAGUGCUCAUUGGUCACCGGCGUUUGAGAAUAACUGAGAUGGUUGAUGAGGAUCCGCUUACUGUAAAAGUUGAUCACCUAAAGGAAAAGCCCUAUAAUAAAGAUGAUGACGUUAUAAAGGCAACCUCUUUUGAAGUUAUAUCUACAUUGAGAGAUGUUUUAAAGACCAGUUCCCUUUGGAGAGAUCAUGUCCAAACUUAUACUCAGCAUAUUGGUGAUUUCAAUUAUCCAAGGCUAGCAGAUUUUGGAGCUGCUAUAUCCGGGGCUAACAAGUUGCUUUGCCAGCAAGUGCUUGAAGAACUAGAUGUGUACAAGCGCUUGAAGUUAACUCUGGAAUUGGUCAAAAAAGAGAUGGAGAUCAGUAAGAUUCAGGAAUCAAUUGCAAAAGCAAUUGAGGAAAAAAUAAGCGGUGAGCAGCGGCGCUAUUUGUUAAAUGAGCAGUUAAAAGCAAUAAAGAAGGAGUUGGGUUUGGAGACUGAUGACAAAACAGCACUCUCUGCAAAGUUUAGAGAAAGGCUUGAACCAAAUAGGGAGAGAUGUCCUCCUCAUGUCUUGCAAGUUAUAGAAGAGGAGCUGACAAAGUUGCAGCUGUUGGAAGCCAGUUCUAGCGAGUUCAAUGUAACUCGUAAUUAUCUUGAUUGGCUGACCUCGUUGCCUUGGGGAAACUACAGUGCUGAAAACUUUGAUGUCCAUCAUGCUCAAAAGAUUUUAGACGAGGACCAUUAUGGUUUAUCUGAUGUGAAGGAAAGGAUAAUGGAGUUUAUAGCUGUUGGAAAAUUAAGAGGAACAUCACAAGGCAAAAUUAUAUGUCUCUCUGGGCCUCCUGGUGUUGGUAAAACUAGCAUUGGUCGCUCCAUUGCACGUGCUUUAAACCGGAAAUUCUACAGAUUCUCUGUAGGAGGCUUGGCAGAUGUGGCUGAAAUCAAGGGUCAUCGUCGUACGUAUAUUGGUGCCAUGCCAGGAAAGAUGGUGCAAUGUCUGAAAAAUGUGGGGACAGCUAACCCUUUGGUUCUUAUUGAUGAAAUUGACAAGUUGGGGAGGGGACAUGCUGGUGAUCCAGCUAGUGCUUUGUUAGAGCUGCUUGACCCUGAGCAAAAUGCAAAUUUCCUUGAUCAUUAUCUUGAUGUUCCAAUCGACCUAUCGAAGGUUCUAUUUGUUUGCACUGCAAAUGUCAUUGAGAUGAUACCAAACCCUCUGUUGGAUAGAAUGGAAGUUAUUGCUCUUGCUGGCUAUAUCACUGAUGAGAAGAUGCAUAUUGCAAGGGACUAUUUAGAGAAAAGUACUCGUGAAGCUUGUGGUAUCAAGCCUGAUCAGGUACAAGUAACUGAUGCGGCUCUACUUGCACUUAUUGAAAAUUAUUGCCGAGAAGCUGGUGUUCGGAAUCUGCAAAAACAAAUUGAGAAGAUAUAUCGCAAGAUUGCUCUGCAACUUGUCCGUCGGGGAGUGACAAAUGGGCCAUCUUCAGAUGUCGGCAUUCAGCAAGCAGAAGUCCAAAGAUCAGGUGACACAUCUAAAGAAUCCGGUGAAAUCAUGGGUGAUGAACAAGUGGGGACGAAUGUGCAGGAUUCUGCCUCAUGUAAGAAGGCAAAUGAAACUGCAUCCAAAGAAGCAGAUGAGUCAAGUGCCCAAAACCUUGCUGUUGAACCUUUGGCAGAAACUGAUCAGGUGGAAACAAAUUCAUCAAGUGAACAGCCCACUAUCUUGGAGGGUGAUAAGGUGAUGGGCAGUGUCAGUGAAGCAGCAGCUAGUGAGGUGGUUGAAAAGGUUGUAGUUGAUGUAUCGAAUCUAGCUGAUUUUGUAGGGAAACCGGUAUUCCAUGCUGAACGGAUAUAUGAUCAGACUCCAGUAGGAGUCGUCAUGGGUCUAGCUUGGACUGCCUUGGGUGGUUCAACUUUAUAUAUUGAGACCACCCAGGUGGAGCAAGGAGAAGGGAAAGGUGCGCUUCAUCUGACAGGUCAGCUUGGAGAUGUAAUGAAGGAGAGUGCCCAAAUAGCUCAUACAGUUGCAAGAGCAAUAUUACUUGAGAAAGAGCCAGAGAAUCUAUUCUUUGCAAACUCGAGGCUCCAUUUGCAUGUUCCAGCAGGUGCUACUCCAAAGGAUGGACCAAGUGCUGGGUGCACUAUGAUCACGUCGAUGCUCUCUCUUGCCAUGAAUAAGCCUGUAAAGAAGGACCUUGCAAUGACUGGUGAAGUAACAUUGACCGGGCGGAUUCUUCCAAUUGGUGGGGUCAAGGAGAAGACCAUUGCAGCAAGGAGGAGUGAGGUGAAGACAAUCAUAUUUCCCUCAGCUAACAGAAGAGACUUUGACGAGCUUGCUGCAAAUGUAAAAGAAGGUCUCGAAGUCCACUUUGUAGAUGAUUAUAACCAAAUAUUUGAGCUGUCUUUUGGAAGCAAUCAGGAGUCCCAAAAGUAACCACUUAUAUGGAACUUCCCUUUGUUGAUCAGAAUUAUCUUAGCAAGUACAAAGUCCUUUGAUUGUGGAGUUCUGACAAGCUGUCAUCGGCAAUCAUAAGACUACAAUUUUGCACUAUUUUGUUGGAGAUCAUUUAUUUUUGAGCUUCUUAAUGGCAUAAUAACAUGCUCUCAGGAACUCACGAAUUAUGACUGCUGCCUUUAGAGUUUCUGGUUAUUUAUAUUAUUCAUCCUAUGUAAAAUUACAUACUACCAGCCUAUCAUCAUCCUAUGUACUAUUAUUUGGAGGUGGUCAAAAGUUACAGCCAAAAUACAAAUAUUAAUAUAGACAUGGGUUUCAUCAUUUUUACA
Molecule: messenger RNA, 3531 nt
Organism: Elaeis guineensis (African oil palm)
Lineage: Eukaryota; Viridiplantae; Streptophyta; Magnoliopsida; Arecales; Arecaceae
Product: lon protease homolog, mitochondrial
Biological process (GO): chaperone-mediated protein complex assembly; protein quality control for misfolded or incompletely synthesized proteins; protein catabolic process
Cellular component (GO): mitochondrial matrix
Molecular function (GO): single-stranded DNA binding; ATP hydrolysis activity; ATP-dependent peptidase activity
Source: RefSeq, a predicted model, not a curated record